AUGGCAAGCGAACUAUCACAUCUAACUUCUUCUCUGACGUCCGCUCUGUCGAACCUUCCAGCUACAGAGAAGAUCCCCGAUGGCGAGCGCAUGCAAAUUCUGGGGAUCGUCAAUAAAUUGCAAGAAGCACUGGAGCCCCCUCAGCUGCCCCUCCAACGAUUCUGUUUUUCGCACUAUGGCAUUGCUGUUAUUCGCAUAGCGCAGGGGAUGGGGAUAUUUGACGCGUUCAUCGAGUCUCAAGGACAAGAAAUGCCAUUAGAAGAGCUAUCGUCUAAAGCAAAAGGAGACGAUAGGCUGCUGAAACGUAUCAUGCGUUUCCUGUCCACGCAAAAUAUCUUCAAGCAAACAACGAGUGGGACAUAUAAACCUCUCCCGCUGGCAAUGGUAUUGGGGACUGGGUCGCCACCCGGCGACAUGAUCAAGCACUUCCACACCAACCUGCAAGUAACUGCAAAGCUUUUCGAUUAUUUUGAAAUAAAUGACUACAAGAGCCCGGACGACUCAAAGCAUGCUCCCUUUCAACUUGCCUACAACACCGAUAGCCAUUACUUUGAAUGGCUGAGCCAAAAUCCAGACAAACAACAGGUAUUUAACUCUGUCAUGACUCAAAGCCAGCAAUAUCGUGGCGCAGACUGGUUCGAAAUCUAUCCAGUAGAGGAAAGACUGCGAGCAUCUCCGGAUCACGUUUUACUGGUUGAUAUUGGUGGCGGCGUUGGCCAUGAUAUUACUGCUUUUCAGAAACGAUUUCCAACCCUCCCAGGGAGGCUUAUCCUUCAGGACCUUCCUCAGGUCAUUGAUACCAUCAAGGAGCCUCUUCCUGAAGGCAUUGCAGCAAUUGGUCACAACAUGUUCGAGAAACAACCUAUCGGUGGUGCAUUGGCAUACUAUAUGAGAACCGUUUUACAUGACUUCCCAGACAAUCAAGCCCUUGAUGCCCUUGCACGCAUCCGGGAUGCCAUGACGAAGGAGUCUAUUUUGUUAAUUCAUGAGCACACAAUGCCCGACAGUCCAGAUGUUCCUCCGAUCGCGGCGACCCUCGAUAUACACAUGAUGGAAAUGUUUGCCUCACUGGAGCGAACCGAGAAGGAAUGGGUUGCUCUUUUGACAACGGCUGGCCUCAGGGUGGUAAAGAUCUGGAAUGAGGAUUCAUUUGGACAGUCUACUGCCCUUUUUGAAGCUAGGCUGAACUGA
Messenger RNA from Penicillium cosmopolitanum, 1191 nucleotides. RefSeq lists its product as uncharacterized. Lineage: Eukaryota; Fungi; Ascomycota; Eurotiomycetes; Eurotiales; Aspergillaceae. Gene Ontology annotation, molecular function: O-methyltransferase activity. The record is from RefSeq and is a predicted model, not a curated record. Bases 1 to 1191 code for a protein of 396 amino acids. The transcript has 4 exons.